AUGAGGAAUCACACAUCAGUAACUGAGUUCCUCCUGAUGGGAAUUCCUCAUACAAAAGGGCUGGAAAAUGUGCUCUUUGUCUUAUUUCUGGCUUUCUACCUGCUCACUCUGCUGGGGAACCUGCUCAUCCUUCUGGCCAUCCUUCCUUCCUCCAACCUCCACACCCCCAUGUAUUUCUUCCUGGGAAACCUGUCAGUAUUUGACAUAUUUUUUCCUUCAGUGACUUCACCCAAAUUGAUGCUCUACCUAAUGGGGCAAAGACACACCAUCUCUUACCAGGGCUGUGCCUGCCAGCUCUUCUUUUACCACUUCCUGGGCUGCACUGAGUGCUUCCUCUACACUGUGAUGGCCUAUGACCGCUUCGUGGCCAUCUGUCACCCUCUGCAAUACACGGUCAUCAUGAGCCAUCGGGUGUGCACCACCCUGACUCUAGCCACCUGGCUGGGGGCCUCUCUGCAUGCAUCUGUUCUCACGUUCCUCGUCUUUAAGUUACCCUUCUGUGGCCCCAAUGAGGUGAAUGAUUUUUUCUGUGAUAUCCCGGUGGUGCUGCCCCUGGCCUGUGCAGACACCUCACUAGUGCACACGGUGAGUUUCAUCAAUGUGGGCGUUGUUGCGCUCGCGUGUUUUCUUCUUAUUCUCACUUCUUAUAUUUGCAUUGUCACCUCUGUAUUGAAGAUUCGUUCCUCAGAAGGCAGGUGCAGGGCCUUCUCAACCUGCAGUGCCCAUGUGACUUCCAUCCUGCUAUUCUACGGACCUGUGAUUCUCAUUUACUUCCGACCUGCCUCCAGCCCUUGGCUGGAUUCUGUGGUUGAGGUGUUGAAUAAUAUUGUCACCCCUUCCCUGAAUCCUUUGAUAUAUACCUUGAGAAACAAGGAUGUGAAGCUGGCACUGAGAAAGGUGCUAAUUCAAGGAGUAGGUAGUGGUGUGGAGUAA
Galeopterus variegatus (Sunda flying lemur) is the source of this 933-nucleotide messenger RNA. RefSeq names its product putative olfactory receptor 10D4. Gene Ontology annotation, biological process: G protein-coupled receptor signaling pathway. Gene Ontology annotation, cellular component: membrane. The record is from RefSeq and is a predicted model, not a curated record. Lineage: Eukaryota; Metazoa; Chordata; Mammalia; Dermoptera; Cynocephalidae. Bases 1 to 933 code for a protein of 310 amino acids. The transcript has 2 exons. Gene Ontology annotation, molecular function: olfactory receptor activity; G protein-coupled receptor activity.